UGACCCUGGCACACAUUUGGAAACCUGGUUAGCAUCUGGUGAUCAUUUUAAUUCCAGAUGAUUUAAUGUUUCUGAUGCACAAGUUUUUGAUUUAAAAAGUGAUCAUUACUUCACUGAAAGCGUGACUUUGAAGAUAUUUUCUAAGUGACUUCAAAUGGCAUCUAGAUCUUCUUUUGAGGAGGAUUUGUCUUGUCCUGUGUGCUGUGACAUUUUUAUAAAUCCUGUAGUUCUGUCCUGUAGUCACAGCGUCUGUGAAGAUUGCGUUCAUAGGUUUUGGGAAAAUAAAAGAGUUCAAGAAUGUCCAGUUUGCAGAAGAAGAUCUUCAAAGGAACAUCCUCCAGUAAACUUGGCUUUGAAGAACCUGUGUGAGACCUACCAACAAAAGCUCAGCCGAAGAGCUUCAUUUGGAGGUGAAGGUGUGUGCGGUCUUCACAAAGAGAAGCUGAAGCUCUUCUGUCUGGACGAUCAAGAGCCUGUGUGUUUGGUGUGUCGAGACUCCAAACUACACACCAACCACAGAUUCUCUCCUGUAGACGAAGCUGUGAUGGACAAUAAGGAGAUCCUCAAAGAUGCUCUGCAACACUUAGUGAAGAAGCGGGGAAUAUUUGAGAGUUUUAAAGAGUGUUUUGAUGAACGUGAUGAACUCGUCAAGUUUAAUGCUCAGCAUGCUGAGAGGCGGAUUAAAGCCGAGUUUGAGGAGCUUCACCGGUUACUACGUGAUGAAGAAGCGAUCAGAGUAACUGCACUGAGAGAAGAAGAGAAACAGAGGAGUCAGAUGAUGAAGCAGAAGAUUGAUGAGACGAGCAGACAGAUCUCAUCUCUCUCAUCUACAAUCAGAGACGUGGAGGAGCAGAUGGAGGAUGAUGAUGACGUUUCAUUUUUGCAGAACUUUAAUGCCACACUGCAAAGAGCUCGGUGUAACCCGCCGGUUCCAGAAGCCUUUCCAGAAGUGACGAUCAGGUUUCCACAUCACCUGACCAACCUGAAGCUCACUGUCUUACAGAAGAUGCAGGACAGUCUUGGUGAAUCCUCAUACUUCAUCGAUCCAUCUCAUAUUCAAUCUGAUCUGGCUGCAAUGGCGAUUUGUGACAAUCCAGAGGAAUAUAAUGAAUAUGGACAUUUUCCAAGGGAUGGAGGGAACCGUACAAAAAUAUUUGGGGGCCAACAGUCCAAUGAAGACCGACAGCAGCUUCCACGGAAAGUUCAUCCAGUCCGUGCAACUAAUUUAUUCCCCGCCCUGGUCCGCACCACAGAACCAACCUACAACCUACCCACAUUCCACAGAAGUCUUCCUCUGUCACAGAUCAUCCGCAGCCAGAUUAUGAUGAGUAUGAACUAUGGGCGCAAACUAGUCGUAGGCCCCCCUCAGUUGAAACCACUGUUUAGGCAGGUGAGAGCUCCCUCUCCACUGGAUUUGGCGUCUGGAGCGGGGUCCGCCUCGACUGACGCCUCAGCUGGGGGGAAUACUACUCAAGUGGACUUGAGGUUUUUGACGUUCUGUGACCGUGAAGUUCAGAUAUUGUUGUCUAAUGUUCCUACAUUGCCUGGUUGUGUCCUGUCCUGUCUUCUCUCCUUUGCCUUGUGUCGGUGGAGCUUUGAUUUCUCCUGCAGGGGGAUACUCAAUGCUAAACUGAAGCCCUUACAGGAGGAACUGAGAAGAUUUGUGAACUGGAUCCAGAAAUUGCAUAAAAUUCAUGGAGACAUUAAGUCUUCAGCUCCAGUAAGCUUGGACCCCAACACUGCUCACAGUAAUCUCGUGGUGUCUGAUGAUCUGACCAGUGUGCAGUUCAGAGAUGAGGAGAAGCUGCUUCCGGAUAAUCUCGAGAGAUUUGACACUCGGGAGUGUGUUCUGGCUUCAGAGGGCUUCGACUCAGGACUUCACUGCUGGGACGUUGAGGUUGGAGACCUCACAAACUGGACCUUCGGUGUGAUGACAGAAUCUGCUCAGAGGAAGAAUGACAUUCUGACAAAGAAAGGACUCUGGGUUCUUGGGUACGCUUCUGGUGAAUACUAUGCAUUCAUUACACCAGAGCAGUCGCCUCCGCUGGCAGUGAAGAAUAAACUCCAGAAAAUCAGAGUUCAGCUCAACUAUGAAAAAGGAAAACUGUCCUUCAUCGAUCCUCUCAAUAACACAUACAUUCACACUUUUACACAGAAGUUCACUGAGAAAGUCUACCCAUGGUUUGGUGUUCGCUGUGAUAUCGGUCCUCUGCUGAUCUUACCAGUGAACUGAAGAAAUCAUUUAGAGA
Molecule: messenger RNA, 2249 nt
Organism: Cyprinus carpio (common carp)
Lineage: Eukaryota; Metazoa; Chordata; Actinopteri; Cypriniformes; Cyprinidae
Product: E3 ubiquitin-protein ligase TRIM35-like
Molecular function (GO): zinc ion binding; protein binding
Source: RefSeq, a predicted model, not a curated record